AUGGGUCCGAGUGUGACAUCCUCACAAAACGGCGCCGUCACGGUCAACCAGUCAGGGAUUCCCAAAUCCUGCGCGGGUUGCGGGGCUCGGAUCCACGACAGGUUUCUCUUGUUGGCCAUGGACCGGUACUGGCACACGGGCUGUCUCAAGUGCUCCUGCUGUCAGGCACAAUUGGGCGAGAUCGGAACCACUUGCUUCACUAAGGCUGGCAUGAUCUUGUGUCGUAACGAUUAUAUCAGGUUGUUCGGUUCAAGCGGAUCCUGUUGUGGAUGUGGACAGCCUAUUCCAGCCAGCGAACUGGUCAUGCGGGCUCAGACCAAAGUCUACCACCUUAAGUGCUUUACCUGCUGUACCUGUCACAUACCCCUCAACACGGGAGACAAAUACGGCCUGAUCCAGGGUAGCCUGGUCUGUGAGCAGGACUUUCCCAAGGUGCUCAAGGGCAUGACCUCUCUGCCAAACAGGACCUCGCACAAGGUUUGCUGA
Messenger RNA from Candidula unifasciata, 486 nucleotides. Lineage: Eukaryota; Metazoa; Mollusca; Gastropoda; Stylommatophora; Geomitridae. The record is from the annotation of a GenBank genome assembly.